AUGACUUGUCAACUUCCGGCCACAACCGAGACUCUUUCCGGUGAGCUGCCAACUAGUGGCGAUUACCAAAAGGGCGUCAAGUACAUUACUGAUAUGUGGCCUAACUUACCCAACCUACCUUCAGAAUAUGUUUUGCCAUUAACCACUAAUCCAUUAUUAGUCAGCCAUGCUUCAAUUCCUGUCGUCGAUUUAAGUGGUCUCAAUGGAUCCGCUGAGUCUAGAAUGAGGACUAUUCAGGCCAUCGAUUCUGCCUGUGCCGAGUGGGGAAUCUUCGGGGUUGUUAAUCACGGGAUAAAGAUCUCUCUAAUGGAGGAAAUGCUGGAGGCCGUAGUAGGAUUUUUCAACCUCUCUUGGGAAGAGAAGAUGAAAUAUAAUACACAUGAAUAUCCAAUGAAUCUACCUUCUGCUGGGUAUGGAACAAGCCUGCAUACAUCCUCCAAGUAUUCUAUAUGGAGGGACUAUAUGAGGCAUCAUGGUCAUGGCCGUCCUCAUCAUAGUAGCUCUAAUCUUUGGCCUAGCAGUCCCUCUAACUACAGGAACAUAGCCAAGGAAUUCAUAGAGGAGGUUUGGCAGAUGCAACUGAAGAUAGCAAGUGCAUUAUCAGAAGCUUUAGGACUUGACAGUGAUUACAUAGAGAAGUCACUUGGAGGAGGUUUUCAAGUGGUUGGUUCUAAUUAUUAUGCUCCAUGUCCAGAGCCACACCGAACACUUGGGAUACCAGACCAUUCUGAUCAUGGUGGACUUACAGUUUUGAUGCAAAAUGACGUUGAUGGCUUACAAGUUGAACAUGAUGGAGAGUGGGUAUCUGUUGGAAUCCUGCCAGGGUCUUUUGUUGUCAACAUAGGAGAUUACAUGGAGAUUUUGAGCAAUGGAAGGUACAAAACAUUGAAGCAUCGAGGUGUGACAAAUAAACAAAGAACGAGGAUAUCAAUAGCCGUGGGCAAUGGGCCUGCGCUGUCCUCCACAGUUGCACCUGCAAGUCCACUGGUGGAUGAGAGGAGUGAGAUCAAAUACCACAAACACAUCACCUACAAAGGGUACAUGGAACUACAUCAAAAUGGCACCACAAGAGGAAAAACCCCAAUGCAAGUCAUGAUUGACCUACAAGCCGACAAAUGA
This is a messenger RNA of Cornus florida, 1119 nucleotides long. RefSeq names its product protein DOWNY MILDEW RESISTANCE 6-like. Lineage: Eukaryota; Viridiplantae; Streptophyta; Magnoliopsida; Cornales; Cornaceae. The record is from RefSeq and is a predicted model, not a curated record. The transcript has 4 exons. Bases 1 to 1119 code for a protein of 372 amino acids.